Molecule: messenger RNA, 1360 nt
Organism: Magnolia sinica
Lineage: Eukaryota; Viridiplantae; Streptophyta; Magnoliopsida; Magnoliales; Magnoliaceae
Product: annexin Gh1-like
Exons: 5
Coding region: 108-1058 (316 amino acids)
Cellular component (GO): cytoplasm
Molecular function (GO): calcium ion binding; calcium-dependent phospholipid binding
Source: RefSeq, a predicted model, not a curated record
UCCGUCUAUUUAAGAAUCCGGAUUCUCUAUUUAAAGGUGACCGAUCCCAUUGCCAUCCGUGAACGAAGACGGAUCUCAUUCGAAUCGAUCCGAGAGGGGGAGAGAGAAUGUCGACUCUAACGUUUCCAGCAUCGAUUCCUUCUCCAAAUGAAGAUGCGGAACAGCUCCGAAAAGCAUUUACAGGAUGGGGAACAAAUGAGAAGUUGAUCAUAUCCAUUCUAGGUCACAGGAAUGCAGCGCAACGCAAGUUAAUUCGUCAGGCUUACUGCGAAACAUAUGGAGAGGAACUCCUAAAAGCACUAGAAAAAGAACUUACAAGCGACUUUGAGAGAGUGGUACUGCUGUGGACAUUGGAUCCUGCUGAACGUGAUGCUUUGUUGGCCAAUGAAGCUACAAGGAAAUGGCAUUCUAGCAACCGUGUUCUUAUAGAAAUAGCUUGCACGAGGUCUUCUAAAGAAUUACUUAUUGUGAGAGAAGCCUAUCAUGCACGUUACAAGAGGUCUCUGGAAGAAGAUGUUGCAGCUCACACCGUGGGUGACUUCCGCAAGCUUUUGGUGCCUCUUGUAAGUGCUUAUCGUUAUGAGGGAGUAGAGGUUAACAUGACCGUGGCAAAAUCGGAAGCCAAGAUGCUGCACGAAAAGAUUGCGGAGAAGGCUUACAAUCAUGAGGAAAUCAUCAGGAUCCUGACCACACGGAGCAAAGCACAACUCAGUGCAACACUCAAUCAUUACCACACUGCAUAUGGAAAUGAAAUCAACAAGGACUUAAAGGCGGAUCCGAAAGAUGACUUCCUUGCAGCACUGAGAGCCGUGAUCCGGUGCUUCACAUGUCCUGAAAAAUAUUUUGAGAAGGUUCUUCGAUUGGCGAUCAACAAGACAGGAACAGACGAGGGGGCUCUUACUAGGGUCAUUACCACGAGGGCAGAAGUGGAUUUGAAGGUGAUAAAAGAAGUAUACUACAAAAGGACCAGCAUUCAGCUUGAUCGCGCCAUUAUCAAGGACACUUCGGGUGACUUUGAGGAUAUGCUUCUCGCCUUGGUUGGACAUGGUAGCACCUGAAAUGUCUUGUUUCUCAGUGGAUGCUUCGAGACGGCUGGUAGGCCUUUAUCCUACUAUCUGGUAUAUAGUAUGUCCGUAUGUUUGAUCCAGCAUAUGCAUAUAUAUCUGCGUGUCUGUGUGUUGUCGAAGCAACGUUGUCAUCCUUUGGCCAUUUUCUCUGCACGGCCCUUCUGGUUUCGAUGCAGGAAUAAGGCUUUUACGUGUGUGGCAUAUGACUUUCGUUCGUGAUUUUGUUAUAGUGUGUCUGAGACUUGGGUGUUUUUUAGCUUUUUCUAUGAAAUAAGGUUUGAAGUUCCACUGUC